AUGGGAACACCCCGCAGCUUUGCCGUCGUCUUCGUCCUUGGCGCACCCGGUGCCGGCAAAGGCACGCUCUGCUCUCAUCUCGCGCAGACAAGCAACUUGGCCCACUACUCUGUCGGCGACAGCCUCCGUGCUUGGAUGCGUGACAACAAAGCCACACCACUCGCAGUCGCAAUCCAAGACAAGCUUGACAAUCAGGGCUUUCUCACCUCUGAUGACCUGAAUCCCUUCAUCCGCCAGGCAAUCAAGGACGCCAUGCGCCAGAACGGAGCAAGAAUCCAAGGCAUCCUAGUCGAUGGGUUUCCGCGAUGCACAGAGCAACUGGAGUCGUUCAACGCCUGGCCAUUCCAGGACGACUUGCCACUUGCUCCCACCCAUGACGCAAACGCCAAACCGGACAUUGUGCUGUCCAUUGGUAUUACCAAGGCAAAUGCGAAGGCGAGAUAUGUCGCCCGUGCGCGGGACAGCAAUGACAGCCUGGAGAAGUUCGAGAGGCGCUUCGCCGAAUAUGAGGCCGAGACUAUGCCGGUGGAGCAAGCGUAUCGCCAGCGGGGCGUAUUGAUCGACGUCGAUGCAAACGGAACGAAGGAGGAGAACGUCAAGGAGUUGACCAAGAAGCUUGAAGAAAGUCGCCGCUCCCCCCUCUUCCACGAUCCUCCCCACGUGUCCGCCAUCCUCAUCGCCGGUAACCUGAAGACUCGCAUCUCUCGCACCAACGCUGUCGCCCCGUUCCUCGUCCGUCACGUUUGGGCCGUCAAGGCGCUGUACCGGCUCCUCCUGCAAGCCAGCGCGCCCGUUGCUGUACCGCUUGUCCGCCUGUGCGACGGCCCUGCGUCCGUGGUCGACAUGGCCUGCGAAUCGAGCCCGCACGUGCUCGUUCGGGGAGCCACUCUCGAGCAGCUCGUCGAACAGCCCGUCCUGGUUGCAUGGCACAACGACGCCAAUGGCCAGUACGAACACAUCGGAUGCCUUUCCACUGCCGCCCCCCGAGAUCGAGCCAACCUCACUUUCCGCGUCGGCCGCGCCGGAUUCGGCAGCCACCAGCGUCUCCUCAUCAGCUUUCACCUGCCCGUCUGCACCCGAGCCACCCAACGCAAGACCGAAAAGAACAUGUUCUUGAUCGUGCCCGCCGAGCGUCUACGCAUCCAGCUGGACCUUGUCGACUUCGAUACCUUGCCCCCGCCAACCCGUGGCCAGUUGAGGAACAAUCACCUGGGAGACACUGAGGCUGGGCUCGUCCGUGCACGCUUUUCUCUCAUGACUUCUGCCUACGUUCUGAUGCCCAAGCUUCGCCGGCCGCUCGCGAGGCCUUUGACCGGCGCCCCCGGCAGGCUAAUGUCCUCUCUGAGGGCUCUGUCCGAGGCCAAGGAGUUUGACGUGUACUUGUCUCGCGGAGAUGUCGAGCACCGCUUGCAGAAGAUAUGCUCCACCCUCCACCAACACCCCAUCGAGACGCCCGAUCUGGACAUAAACGCGACAUUUGACGGGGGAUAUAGCGGAGGCAAGAAUCUCUGGGAAAGCUAUCCUUUCGUGGGAGGCGCAGAGUAUGCCUGGAACCCCAUGGUCGACGAAGCCCCUCCGCCGUACGAUGCUGUUCUCGGCGAAGACGUCUCCCCAGAACCUCCCCCCGCCGUUGAAAAGAUCCCCCCUCAGCCUGUCCCUGGGACAUCGGGACGGCGCGUUGUUUCAUGGAAUCCAGACCGGCACUUGCGAGCAGAAAUUCCCUCCAUCUUCCAAAAGUCCGAGCCAAGCAAGAUCAAGCAGCUCCUCAUGUCCUGGUCUCCAGAAUCCCACGUGGGUCUCGCAGACGUCUCCCCGCCGCGGCCUUCAGCAGCGAUUGCGGGGCAUAAGCGUAGGGUCAGGUCUGACGGAGCAAUCUUGGGCAAGACCGAGGCCAGAUUCCCGCCCCGGCCAGCCCAUCCCGAUCCAACAGCAGCCUACGACCGCAUCUCCGAAGCAGCCACUUCGAACAUUGGCUCCCCCGAAAUCACCCAGCCAGCAGAUGCCCGCCACUCCGACAGCUUCGGCGACGAGAAGAGCAUCAUCUCCGCCUACUCGACCGCCCCGUCCUACCAAAAAUCGUCGGGGGCGUCAAUCUCCCCAUCGCCGCAACCCCCCACCCGUUCGUGGCGCGCCGACUCCAUCAUCGCGAACCCCCCGAGCCCAGUCGACCAACCCGACGACGACGACCACGACGCAGCCGACCCGCCCAGCCCCAUGGACCACCGACCCGGCAGCGACCACCCCACCGCCUCGCUCCUCCGCGCCGCCGUCCUCGCCAGCCUCCACGCCCGCUCCGGCCCCUCGGCCGACUCAUCCGCCACCGACCCCCCGGACCCCGCCCUCCUCCACACGCCCAACCUCUUCCUCGAGCUGCAGGAAUGGCUCGCCGUCGCCUCCUCGCUCGACCCGCUCGCGCACGAAACGCACCGCGCGGCCCUCUUCGCGCUCGGCGCCGCGGCCCGCGAGGGCCUGACGACGGACUUCGACAGCGGGAUGCGCGACUGCCAGCGGGCGCUGCUGCGGGACGCGUGGCGCGAGUGGCCGCCCGCGGAGAACAUGCUGGAGGACUGCUUCGAGGUGCUGGACUGGCUGAACGGGGCGGUGUGCAGGAACGCGGGGACGGUCAUGAUGCCGAUGCUGGUGGGGCUGCGGGCGCCGGCGCAGGACGUGGGCAUGAUGGGGGCGGGCGACGACGGCGCGGAGAAGGCGUGGAGGGAGGCGCUGGCCGAGGUGAGGGCGGCGGCUUUCUGGGUCUUUGGGUAG
Molecule: messenger RNA, 2763 nt
Organism: Diplodia corticola
Lineage: Eukaryota; Fungi; Ascomycota; Dothideomycetes; Botryosphaeriales; Botryosphaeriaceae
Product: uridylate kinase
Exons: 5
Coding region: 1-2763 (920 amino acids)
Biological process (GO): nucleobase-containing compound metabolic process
Cellular component (GO): cytoplasm
Molecular function (GO): AMP kinase activity; ATP binding
Source: RefSeq, a predicted model, not a curated record